CGCGUGAUUGGAUGCGUGACCCGUGGAGUUUAUUGGUUAUAACCUCGUAUUUACACAUCUGUGUGGUCGCGUGUUGCUAAACAUAAAAAGGCUACCGUUUCCCAUGGUUUGUCAAAGGUGGAUGUCGAUAGCCGCACUUCCUAAGAUGAUGGUCCAUCUCCUCCUUGUUUCCUUUGCGGCGCUUCGCCAUCCGGCCUUAGCCCUGCCCAUACUCAAAGUACACCUAUGCUCUAUAGCCGACAUUUCUUCGCGUACCAUCUUCAGACGGACUAAUGCCACUACACCCUCACGUAGGCCUUGAAUUUCGUCUCCAAAAAUGUUAUCCGCAUGAGAUAUGUUGACGUAAACACGUGAAAUUUGGCCAACGCGACACUGCCUUGA
Cucurbitaria berberidis CBS 394.84 is the source of this 381-nucleotide messenger RNA. RefSeq lists its product as uncharacterized. Bases 104 to 301 code for a protein of 65 amino acids. The transcript has a single exon. Lineage: Eukaryota; Fungi; Ascomycota; Dothideomycetes; Pleosporales; Cucurbitariaceae. The record is from RefSeq and is a predicted model, not a curated record.